AAUUUGUAGUGUUCCCUAAGUUUUUUAAAAUCCUACUAUUCUCUAUGGCUGUCAGUGUUUGGUCCUCUGUUGGGAAAGAUCUAGGGUUAACUUUUCUGUAACCUUCCAUGGAACUGAGACCCCCCAAAAAGGGGCCUAGCUUAGGCAAUGCACUGGGGGAGUCCAUCCUCAUGACCUAGGUUUACUGGUUACUGUCCUCCAGGGGGAAGAUAUGUACUGCCUAGAGGACAGGGAAGUGGGGGGCAGCUCAGAGACUGUGAGCUGGUGGCUGCCUACCACCUCAGGAAAAGCUGCUAGAAUCCGCUGUUGGUAAAACAUGAAACUAGGGUGGCACCUAAAGGGGGGGGGCAGACCAGCGCCCCCAGCAGAGAAAUCAAAGACAGAGACCAAGGGCAGGGAGGGGACGGUGUCUAAGGCGGCUAAUGCCAGGCACCUCCUGGAAGACAGGCUUAGACCUCAAGAGCAGAGCGCCAGCUUUUCCCCAGAGAGAAGCCUCCACUUGACCUUGCCCAGUCCCUGCAGGAAGGUGCUGCUGGCCUCUGGAGACACAAGCUGCGCAGACCAAAGGUGCUUCUAGAAGUCACAUGAAGUAAGCAAGGCACUGGAAUGGAUGGAUCUUCAGACGGAAAGUGCAGCCUGGCCCAGGAGGUGGAGACGUGGUUCCCUGCGGAGGACACAGGGGAGCUUUGUGCCCUAGGCGAGGACGGGCCAGCGCUCCUCCGACUCUCCAUCCUCCCACGUCCCGGCCACGUCCCGGCAACAUGCACAGGCGUCUCUUCUGCACUCUGCUCAUUCCUGGACUGGCACAGCUCUGCUGCAGGGCGCAGGGCACUGUGCCAUCAGACACGACCCCUGAAGGAGGGCCCGCAGAAACAUCCCAAUUGGGUCACCGGAAACAGGUCUGUCACUGGCCCUGCCAAUGUCCUCCUCGGAAGCCCAGCUGUCCUCCUGGGGUGAGCUUGGUGAGAGAUGGCUGCGGAUGCUGCAAAGUCUGUGCCAAGCAACGAGGAGACCUGUGUAAUGAAGCUGACCUCUGCGACCCUCACAAAGGGCUGUACUGCGACUACUCGGCCGACAAGCCUAGGUACGAGACGGGAGUGUGUGCAUAUCUUGUGGCUGUUGGAUGCGAGUUCAACAGGGUCCAUUAUCAGAAUGGCCAAGUAUUUCAGCCCCACCCACUGUUCAGUUGCCUCUGUGUGGGUGGUGCAAUUGGAUGCACGCCCCUGUUCAUACCCAAGCUGGCUGGCAGCAACUGUUCUGCCACUGAAGGUGUAAGGAAAGCUGGUACAACCAACUGUGGCCUGGGACCAUCACAACAAGGGCGCUCUGCAGGCUACAGAGCAGUGCCAGCUUACAGGAACCUCCCGCUUACUUGGAAAAAGAAGUGCCUUGUGCAAGCAACGAAGUGGACUCCCUGCUCCAGAACAUGUGGAAUGGGAAUUUCUAACAGGGUAACCAAUGAAAACAGCGACUGUGAAAUGAGAAGAGAGAAGAGGCUAUGCUAUAUCCAGCCCUGCAACAGUAAUAUAGCCAAGACAGUAAAGAUCCCCAGAGGAAAAACAUGUCAACCCACUUUCCAACUCUCCAAAGCUGAAAAGUUCGUUUUUUCUGGAUGCUCAAGUACUCAGAGUUACAGACCGACUUUUUGUGGCAUAUGCCUGGACAGGAGAUGCUGCGUCCCCAACAAGUCUAAGAUGAUCACUGUUAGGUUCGACUGCCCCAGCGAAGGGUCCUUUCAGUGGCGGAUGCUCUGGGUCACAUCUUGUGUGUGCCAGAGAGACUGCAGAGAACCAGGAGAUAUGUUUUCUGAGCUCAGGAUUCUAUAGA
This is a messenger RNA of Alexandromys fortis (reed vole), 1827 nucleotides long. It is a transcript of the gene Ccn6, whose product is annotated as cellular communication network factor 6. Gene Ontology annotation, cellular component: extracellular region; extracellular matrix. Gene Ontology annotation, biological process: cell adhesion; signal transduction. The coding region runs from base 762 to 1826 and encodes 354 amino acids. The transcript has 5 exons. Gene Ontology annotation, molecular function: integrin binding; heparin binding. The record is from RefSeq and is a predicted model, not a curated record. NCBI's taxonomy places the organism in Eukaryota, Metazoa, Chordata, Mammalia, Rodentia, Cricetidae.